AAAGAUUAAUCAUUGAGCUCAAGCACUUACAGUCGACCGUCAUAGAGACUGAUACGUUCUGUUUCCAUAACAGGCACAAAUACUCUGCGGGAGCGUUAUAGAGCUAAUUAUAAAUUUUAAAUGGCCGUAUUCUUGACUGUCGUUAUGAAGACGUGGUGAAGACAGUGUUAUUUUUUGGGAUUGAGUCUUAUGAAUGGCGUAGUUUCGUGUAUUUCUCUGUGACAUGGAGAUGGAUUUUAAACAGCUCUAUUACGAUCUAAAUGAUUUAUUAGAAGAUAUUUGCAAGUUCUUAUCCAACGAAAAACUAACGAAUCUUUCGCAGACAGAUAGAACACUAGCUGAAUCUCUGAUACAGCGUUCGAAAAAACAACUUCAAGAAAUUUCUAGAAUACAGUGCACUGCCCAAAAUGAGGAAUACGUUAUCAUGGACAGAAAAGGUUUAUACGCAUGUGGUUUGAAAGUGUUUAGCGUUUCCUUAUUAACAUGCAUGAGUUUUUGAAAAAUGAUAAGGUACAUUUGUGCAAUAAAAACACAUGUAGACAGUAGGAAGUGUCGUAACAGGGUUAAUUUUUGACUUGUGAGAGAAAAAUAAGCUAAACACUUUUAAAAGCCAUUUUCCUUAUAGUUUUAGUAAAUGAUGAAGACGGGAAAAAUAAUACGUAUUCUUCUGUAGAUGAUACAAGGGAAGAUAAAGAAGCAAUCACAGCAAAUAAAACUAUUCUUUACAAAGAUUUACCAGCACAAGACACAGAGUCAGUCAAAUGUGGAUAUAUUUUAAUGAAACGAAAAAUUUUGCUUGGCUUCGGAAAAAUGAAACGUGUGUAUGCGAAUAUUCAUAACGACGUUUUGUUGAUUUACUACACCGAAAAAGACUCCAAGCCAAUCGGUUUGAUCGAUUUGAAGAACUAUACAGCCAAAGAAAACACUGAAAGUACCAGCAGAAACUUCAAUCUCAUCUGUGAUAGUCCUGAACAGAAACCUCUCCACUUCAUAGCUCCAACAAGAGAGGAAAUGAUGCAGUGGGUCUGGCAGAUCAACAAAAUCCACGAUGGCCUGAUAGAACCAGAUUUAGAGUCAGUCAGUUCUGAUGCAGAAUAUGACGUAAUGAAAAACAACCCAUGUACUCCGAAAAAGUCCACUGAAAGUGAUGAGCUGUAUGAAGAACUAGAAACGGUAAAGGAUAAACUACGUGUAAGUAACUUGAAUGAAAGGGUUGAAAUACGUCCGCCUUUACCAGGAAGGAUUCAGUUGAAAAAAUCACCCAUCAAAGUUGCACCGCCUGUUGUGAAAUCCUUACCAAGCCAGAUACUGGAUGAGCCUGUUAGUAGUUCACCAAAGAAUUCAGAAGAUGAAGAUAACACUUAUGAAGUCUUUGCAGAUCUUAAAUGUGAAAUUCAGAUCGUUCACGAAAAUGAAGACGAAUCUGCGGAGCAAGGAAAUGAGACCGAAGACAACUAUGAAGUAUUUACCGAUCUCAAAAAGAGGAUUAAAGCAAUGAAGAUAGACCGCUCAGAAGUUACUGUUAACAGUACCGAAAAUAUUAACUCGGAAAACUCAGCUGCCGAGGAGCAGUUGCCACAAUGUUCGGAGAAACCACAAAUCGCGACCAAGCCUCUGGUGAUCAAGAGAUUUCAAGUGACUUUGGCUUCAGAGUCAACUUGAGACAUAAGUAACAGUGUGAGCGAGAGGAUUUUUAAGAUUUAUCUAUAAUAAUAACCCAAGAACUCAUAACAUUCAGUUCUAGUGACUCUUUUUGUGACUGAAAACAUUACAGACAUCCCUACAUUGAAGAGUGGAGAAUGUUUGCAUAUUACAUAGUUUUAUCACAGAUCCUGAUUAUACCUGCUUGGGAAAUAAGGAAUAUAAUUUACUAUAUUUUAUAUUUUUGAUAUACUCACAAUAAAAUAAAAUUUCUCAC
This is a messenger RNA of Acanthoscelides obtectus, 1918 nucleotides long. The record is from the annotation of a GenBank genome assembly. Lineage: Eukaryota; Metazoa; Arthropoda; Insecta; Coleoptera; Chrysomelidae.